CUAGCUCAUCUGCAUUUUUCUCCCCGUCCUUAGCACUUCCUGCCAUGGCCGGUCCAUCGGGAAUUUUGUUUUUGCUCGUCAUUGCAAUGCCAGCAUUUCUAGCCCUCGCCGACACCCCUCACCCAUACUGUGACCGUCCAUGCCAAAAUGAGCUUAGCUUGCACCUAUACCUACACCAAUUUGUUGCUGGUCCAAACCGCCCAAACCGCAAUGAAGAAUUUGUCUUAACCCCAGGUUAUCCUCUUGGUUUUGGCACAACCCUCAUCCAUGAUUGGACCCUAACCAAUACAGUGAAUCCCAGCGAUACUAUUAUUGCACGUGCACAAGGCACACAUAUACAGGCGAGUAGAACCAAUGCUAAUGGUUGGUACAUCUCUCAAAACAUAGUUUUUCAGAGUGGAAGGUUUGCUGGAUCUACACUUCAGGUGAUGGGGACAUUAACUGAGCAAAGUGAGGGACAGUGGUCCAUUAUUGGAGGGACUGGAGAAUUUACUAAGGCUCAUGGUACUAUAAAGUACAAAAUGGACCCUGCCUCUAACAUCGAGGACGGUAUUAGAGAGCUUGAUAUUCAUCUAAUAUACACCCCAAAUUACCCACAAGCUACUCAGUCUGGCACACCACCUCUUGCAAAAUUGUUGGGUGGCUGUCAUGCGGUCGAUAAUUGUUGCUGCAAGAAAUACUGAUGAGGUCAAUGAUGGUUUACUCAAUGAGAGGCCGUGCAGUGGCAACAUGUGUAUCUUUUAUUUCAAUCAAUGUGUGGGUUUGAAGGAUGGGUGUACCUAUCCUAAAACCUGUACUAUUUGUUUUCAGUUCUCUUUAUAUCGUGUGACCAUGUGUGUUUGGAGCUACCUAAUGUAUUAUGCCUCUAGAAUAAUAAAAUU
Molecule: messenger RNA, 881 nt
Organism: Triticum aestivum (bread wheat)
Lineage: Eukaryota; Viridiplantae; Streptophyta; Magnoliopsida; Poales; Poaceae
Product: dirigent protein 12
Exons: 3
Coding region: 45-683 (212 amino acids)
Source: RefSeq, a predicted model, not a curated record